Lingula anatina is the source of this 2049-nucleotide messenger RNA. RefSeq names its product tripartite motif-containing protein 2-like. Lineage: Eukaryota; Metazoa; Brachiopoda; Lingulata; Lingulida; Lingulidae. The record is from RefSeq and is a predicted model, not a curated record.
AUGGCGACAGCUUCAAUCGGAGAUGAAGACGGAAGUUUGAGGGUAAUAAUUCGAGAAAAUUUCACCAACUGCUCCAUCUGCCUCAAAGAUUUUGAAGAUCCAACAGUUCUCCCCUGUCUCCACACCUACUGUAAACGAUGUCUGGCCAGCUACAUCCCCGAAAAUACACCAGGAAGCAAGUUCCUGUGUCCCUUGUGCCAGAAAGAGACAAAAAUCCCUGAAGAUGGAGUUGAAGGCUUCCUCCAUAACUACUUAAUUGACAGCCUCCAGGACACUGUGCUCACACUGACCAGGAAGAAGAAAUGUGGUGCCUGUGCCGUAGAGGGCGAAGAUGUUGAGGCAGUGUCCAAAUGUCUCAACUGCAGUGAGUACCUCUGUAGCCCUUGUGCCAAGUCUCAUAUUCGUUUCAAAAUCUCAGUGAAUCACAAGGUCUACACCUUAGAUCAGCUACAUAGUGGGGAACACCAACAAGAGGUCCAGGAAUUCCAGCGUGUUUUCUGUCCUGAACACAAAGAAGAACCUAUCAGGUAUUUCUGUCUCAAGUGCCAGAUACCCAUAUGCCGUGACUGCAAGGCCCUCACUCACGAUGAGCACAAGAGCACAUCUCUGGAUACUGCCAUAGAAACAGUGAAGCCCAAACUGGCGUCCAUGCUGGAGAAGUUAGACGACAAGAUCAGCGUACAAGAAAACGAGUUAACCAUCCUGCGGGGUGUGCUCAGGGACCACGAUAUCAAUACCAGCUCUGUGAUGAAGGACAUCUCAGACCACAGUCGCCAUCUUCAGCAACAGAUUCAGCAGCAGGAGAAAAAGCUUCUCCAAGAAGUUCAGCAAGUCAGCAAGGCUCAUAAGAAGAACAUCACCUUGUACUUGGAGAGUUGUGAGGUCACCACGUCAACCAUGAAGAGCACCUCAGAUCUAGUGAGUACCAUCCUGUCCCGUGGUACUCCAGCCGAGAUCCUCAUUCUACAGCAGCAAGUAGGAGACAUGUUACAGGAGCUCCUACUGCCAUCUGAUGGCGGUGAUAUCCCACAACACCUCAGCCUUCAACUACAGGCCAACAAUGUUGUUGACAGAGAAGUGAAUAAAGGGACAGGACUUGGGAAGAUACAACAAAACAGACCAUCGUGUGAACCAUCGUGUGUAACACGGAAGGCACAGAUCAAAAAUAAACCACACUUGGUUAGUCAGUUUGAUUCAAACUGUAUCAAUCCAUAUAGUCUUACCACCCCUGCCAAACUGAAGCAGGGAUACCUGGUGGUGGAUUACUAUAACAACAAAGUGUGCAGAUUCAGCUCAGAUGGACAACUCCUUGUGCAGCAAUCCAAGGCUGGUAACAGGUCACUGUGCAACCCUUUUGGUGUAGCAGUACUACCUGAUGGCCCUAUAGUAGUAUCUGAAUCUGACAACAACAAACUAAUCUUCAUGUCACAAGACUUAAACUUCACAAAAGAAUAUCCUGAUAUCAAAUUUCCUGAUGGUUUACAUGUCACCAACUCCAAUACCAUCCUGGUUGCUCAGCCUACACUUAAACAAGUUAGCAUUGUCAACACUCACGGUGCCACAGUGGAUACCAUAAAGCACAGUGGUCUUCAGGUGCCUUGGUAUGUGGCAGUCCUUAAUAAUGGGAACAUUGUUGUGUCCGAUUCGCAUGCUAAAGCAGUUUUCAUCCUGAGUCCCGCUGGGUCACUGCUCCACACCUACACUGGCUCUGGACAGAAUAAACUCUGUUGUCCAUGUGGAGUCUGUGUUGACCAGUAUGAUACCAUUUUCAUUGCUGACCACCCCACCCACAAAAUUCACAUCAUAUCAAAUGAUGGUAAAUUUGUCCAGUUCUUAGCAACUGGAGAUGACGGACUGCAGCAUCCACUUGGUUUAACCAUCAACUGUGAUGGUGAUUUAGCAGUGUCUCAGCACGGAGGGAUGGUCAAGGUGUUUAGUGCCAUGGAAGUUUUGGACAUCACUGGGACGAUGCAGGGGGAAAGAUCAAGACAACACUGGUUCCAGCAAGACAAGGUCACCCCCAACACAUCAAAUGACUCCCUAGCCUGA